Neltuma alba is the source of this 2445-nucleotide messenger RNA. Its product is annotated as ABC transporter G family member 19-like. Gene Ontology annotation, biological process: transmembrane transport. The transcript is spliced from 4 exons. The record is from RefSeq and is a predicted model, not a curated record. Gene Ontology annotation, cellular component: membrane. NCBI's taxonomy places the organism in Eukaryota, Viridiplantae, Streptophyta, Magnoliopsida, Fabales, Fabaceae. The coding region runs from base 1 to 2445 and encodes 814 amino acids. Gene Ontology annotation, molecular function: ATP binding; ABC-type transporter activity; ATP hydrolysis activity.
AUGGCAAGGCAAGAUAAGUCAGGCACAAGUAAAAACAGCUUAGAGAACUUGCUGGACUUGGACAAAACAAGAGCCGCGCAAAGCAUUGCGAAGCAACUGAGAUCCCACAGGUCCAUUCCUGAACAUGGUCUAGAAUUCAAGAACAUAUCAUAUUGUGUCCAGAAGAAGCAAAAGAAUAAUGGUGUUUGGAUCAAGAAAGAAGCUUAUCUCCUUCAUGACAUAUCUGGGCAGGCAAACAGAGGUGAAGUCAUGGCUAUCAUGGGACCAAGUGGGGCUGGCAAAUCAACAUUCCUCGAUGCCUUGGCUGGUCGGAUUGCACAAGGGAGCCUUGAAGGAUCAGUUAGAAUGGAUGGAAAACCAGUCAGUGCAAGUUACUUGAAGAUGGUAUCAUCGUAUGUGAUGCAAGAUGACCAACCUUUUCCUAUGUUGACAGUUUUUGAGACAUUCAUGUUUGCAGCAGAGGUUAGGCUUCCUCCUACACUCUCCAGGGAGGAUAAAAAGAACAGAGUUCAUGAGCUCCUCGAUCAGCUCGGCCUGCAGAGUGCAGCACAUACAUAUAUUGGUGAUGAAGGGACAAGAGGAGUGUCGGGAGGGGAAAAAAGAAGAGUAUCUAUUGGCAUAGACAUCAUUCACAAGCCUGCGCUUCUGUUUCUUGACGAACCAACCUCAGGUCUCGAUUCUACAAGUGCUUACAAUGUAGUGGAAAAGAUUAAACACAUAGCUCAAGGUGGAAGUAUUGUCCUCAUGACCAUACAUCAGCCUUCAUUCAGAAUUCAAAAGCUCCUCGACCAGAUCGCUAUCCUUGCAAGGGGUAGACUGAUAUACAUGGGAAGGCCAGAUGCACUGCCCGCUUAUCUUUCUGGUUUUGGAAGAACAAUACCAGAUGGAGAAAAUAGCAUUGAAUACAUGUUAGAUGUUAUUAAAGAAUAUGAUGAAUCAACUAUUGGUCUAGAUCCCCUUGUUCAGUACCAAUGCUAUGGCCAAAGGCCUGAUCAAUCAGCCAUAACACCAGUCCCUAAAACACCAAAGACUCCAAGAACACCUCACAGAAGUAGCACCCCUGCAUCUAAAUAUAUCAUCAACUUGCUGUCACAAGGGUUCACUCCCGGUACAUCAAAGCCUGACUCCAACCAAGUUGUUGAUGAUGAUGAGAGUUUUGAUUACUCGCUUGAGAGGAAAAGUGCUCAGACGCCAAGGAAUAUGUCCAGUGCUGGUGUCCCACGUUUGGCUUCUCAGUUCUACCAAGAGUUCUCAGCCAAGGAUUUCUCUGUCUGGCUUUACCAUGGUGUGGUAGGAACUCCUAAACGCCAAGUAUCAUGGACUCCGGCCAGAACUCCAGCAUGGACUCCAGCAAGAACUCCAGGGUGGACACCUGCAAAAACACCUAAUUCAGGACCGAGAAGUGUUAUUUCCAGCCAACAUCCUGCAUCUGAUCAGGACCCUUAUCGGGCCAAGACUUCCAAUGUAGUUAGCCAAUCUAUGGACUUCCAUGGACCUUCUUAUGAAGAGUUUGAGAUUGAAGAAGCUCUUGAUGAGCCACAUCUAGGAUCAAAAUAUGCAAAUCCAUGGCUACGUGAGGUUGCAGUGCUGUCAUGGAGAACUGCACUCAAUGUAAUUCGAACACCUGAACUCUUCCUGUCCCGUGAGGUUGUGCUAACCGUUAUGGCGCUUAUCCUCUCCACCAUCUUCAAAAACCUUGGUCAUCCCACUUUCAAAGACAUAAGUAGGCUUCUCAACUUCUAUAUCUUUUCAGUGUGCCUAGUUUUCUUCUCUUCCAACGAUGCUGUCCCUACUUUCAUCUUAGAAAGGUUCGUCUUCAUUAAAGAGACAUCCCACAAUGCUUAUCGUGCUUCUUCAUAUGUAAUUUCUUCCCUCAUUGUUUAUCUCCCAUUUUUCGCCAUCCAAGGCUUCACAUUCGCUGCCAUAACCAAAGUAUUCCUUCACCUAAAAAGCAGUCUCUUCCAUUUUUGGAUGAUCCUCUUUGCUUCGCUUAUCACUACCAAUGCCUAUGUGAUGCUUGUUAGUGCACUUGUUCCAAGCUACAUCACAGGGUAUGCCGUAGUUAUAGCCACAACUGCUCUGUUCUUCUUAACUUGUGGUUUCUUCCUCAAGCGAACUCAAAUACCUUUCUAUUGGAGGUGGCUCCAUUAUAUUUCUGCAAUCAAAUAUCCAUUUGAAGCAUUGCUGACAAAUGAAUUCAAGAAUGAUAAAUGCUACACAGGGAACCUGGCAGAUUUGUCUCCUGGUCCUUUAGGAGAAGUGAAGCUAAGCUCCCACCAUAACAUGUCGCGUAAUUGCUUAAUAGGAGAAGAUGUUUUAUCCUCAAUGGAUAUUAUUAAAGAAGACAUAUGGUGCGACAUAUUUAUUCUGCUGGCUUGGGGCGUUCUUUACAGGUUCAUAUUCUAUUUGGUUUUGAGAUUUCACUCCAAGAAUGAAAGAAAAUGA